Messenger RNA from Schistosoma spindalis, 2092 nucleotides. Lineage: Eukaryota; Metazoa; Platyhelminthes; Trematoda; Strigeidida; Schistosomatidae. The record is from the annotation of a GenBank genome assembly.
GACAAGGGAAAGCGCGCUUUCAAAGAAAUGCGCACAUCCGCUCCAGUAGGUGGAACUUCGGUUCUACUAACUAACGAGGAGAACUCUGUAUUAUACUCAUUGUUUGGAGCUGGUUGCGAUUCAUUAGCUUCCGCUGUGGUACGCUAUUUCAAAGGUGAAAAUGAAUUGAAUUGGGUGCUUAAAGGUUGUGGCGUUGUAUGUUGUAUCAAGGACAAAAAUUAUAAGGAUUAUUUCAUCAGAAUAUAUGAUGUGAUUAGGAAAAUUCCUCUCUUAGAGCAAAGAUUAUUUUUGGAAAUGGAUUAUACUGAGGAAUUAAAAUGCUUUCACGUAUUGCAGUCAGAUGAUGGGCCAGUUGGACUUGCUUUCGCAUCUCUUGAGGAGGCUAAACAUUUUGCACAUGCAGUAAAUGGUCGUUUAAGAUCUAUGCGUGCAGCUGCUAUCGAGAAGCCUUCAUCGAAUCUACAUACUGUUGGUUCUCAACCAAUCGUGCAAGCUGGUAUCUAUAGUUUGAAUCCGACAAAAUUGUCUGAUCAAGGAGUUACGUCUAUACGGGGCAAAACAAAAACUAAAGGAAAAAAGAUACUAACCAACCUAUUUUCUCUUGAAAGUAACUCGAAGCUUACAUCAAAAGAUAUCAGUAAUCCCUCAAAUUUUCGUCAUAUUGAACAUGUUGGUUAUGACAGAGAAGCCAAGACAUUUGAUAUAUCUUCACAAGAAAGCGCAAUCAUGCGUAACAUACUGCGUGCUAUUGGACGUGAAGAUGCUAUGAAUAUACCAAGCGAACGAACGUUUGUUUACAAUUUCGCCCGCGAACAUGGUGGUUUGGAAGAGAUACAACGACAACUGAACGGUUCUCAGAGUGAAAAACGUAACACACCAGCUACUAAUGUUCCCCCUCCUAGACCACCACCACCACCUCCACCACCUUCCGCACCCCGUCGACAAAAUCUUGGUUCUGUUACACCUUCUCAGUCGGUUACAAUACAACACCCACCCCCGCCACCUGUUCCACAAGUAGCUCCUAAGCCAAUCGCACCACCACCACCUAUUCUGCCUGCACCUCCCCUCUAUGAAAUUCCUGCUCCACCGCCACCACCUCCCCCACCCAUAUUCUCGAGUUCCGUAGCUGCGCCUCCACCACCUCCUCCAGCAUGUCCCACCGCUGUGGCUGAGAAAGAAAGCACAUCAAAUGCUCCUCCAAAGCCUACGACCGGUCUUACUGUUGACCUUCAGUCACAGAUUAUGUCCUUUCAAAAAAGCAACCUACGUAAGAUUACACCUGGUGAAGGUGUGUCUAGGCCACCUCUGAAACCUAGUAAUAGCAAUAGUGGUAAUAGUAGUUCUGGCGCAAAUCCAGCUGCCAGUGGAGGAGGAUUCGAUUUAUUACAAUCACUUGCUCAAGCAAUGGAAAUGCGACGUAAUCGAAUGUGUAGUAAUGAUAGUGGAGAAGAAUCUGAUGCCAAUUCUGUACCAGGUGAUAUUGGCUCAGAUGAUGACUGGGAGACAUGAAUCAAUAAAAAGUGAAAAAAUAAGCUAAUUUGUUAUUAAUUUACUUACCAUAUGCUUUCAUUAAUAUUGAUCUUUUCCUAAUGAAAUUCAGUAACUUUUUUGUGUACUAUUUUACUCACUUUUUUUCUGGAAAUCAAAUUAUUAUUACUACUUCUAUAGAGUCAUACCCAGAUGGAAUUUUCUUCGCACUGUUUUUUAUUCAUUUAGCUUGGUCAAAGUGCCUUAACUUUUUUUGUCUUAAAAAUUACACAUAUUUUUAGCACGUUUUUAAUGGGUAAAAAGCACUGUGCAUAUCUUUUCAUAAAUCAUUUCGGAACAAAUCACUGUUACUUUUCUAUGUCUUAUCUUUUCUUACAACCGAGUGGCUGUUAUUUAAUAUGGGGUUCGUGUUGACAUUUAUUAUUAACAAUAAUGGUAGUAUUAUCAUUGUUAAGCGGUGUUAUGGUAGUAUAGUAAACUGACACAGCUUAAUUCAAUUAUGAAUAAUGAUAUUAGAUUCUUUUUGACAAAAAAGGCUGACAUUCCUCUGUCAUCAUCAUCAUUUGUAUUGUAAUAGUAAUAAUGAUAAUAAUACGGAUUAUUA